This is a messenger RNA of Plectropomus leopardus (leopard coralgrouper), 3414 nucleotides long. RefSeq names its product ATPase H+ transporting V0 subunit a2b (gene atp6v0a2b). The record is from RefSeq and is a predicted model, not a curated record. NCBI's taxonomy places the organism in Eukaryota, Metazoa, Chordata, Actinopteri, Perciformes, Serranidae. Gene Ontology annotation, molecular function: proton-transporting ATPase activity, rotational mechanism; ATPase binding. Gene Ontology annotation, biological process: proton transmembrane transport; vacuolar acidification. Gene Ontology annotation, cellular component: vacuolar proton-transporting V-type ATPase complex; vacuolar proton-transporting V-type ATPase, V0 domain; plasma membrane.
GAAGUGACGUGGAGUACUGUGGACAUGGCAAGCGGACGUCUGCUAAAAACUUCCUAAAUCACGAGAACAUUUGUGACUACAUCUUUGGAUAUGUUACGGUAGCGCUCGUUAUACCGGUUGCCUCACAAUUUCAGAUUCAGCUUUGACGGAACAAAUUUUUCAUCCAAGAAUCAACGGCAGCGAUUGCCGGCUAGCCCAUUAGCUAACAGGAACAGCCACUGCUGAAGCGAUAGCUGUGUAACGUCAGCGUCAUGCAAGUCAAAUAAUGUGUUUUCACUGGAGCCGAAACAUGAAAAGCACGAAGAAGGACUCAAUUAACCGGCGUUGACGUGCUACAAUUAACAAAAACCGCAGUAGUUAGCCGGCUAAUUUUAGCCCGUCGGCUUAACGUUAGCAGGUAAAUAUCCGAGCGAACUGUCAAAAUGUCUCUGUUCAGAGGUGAAGAGAUGUGUUUGGCCCAACUCUUUCUUCAGUCGGGGUCUGCAUACGACUGCAUCAGUGAACUUGGAGAACUGGGACUUGUGGAGUUCAGAGACCUCAAUCCCAGUGUUAACGUAUUCCAGCGGAAACACGUCAAUGAGAUCAAAAAAUGUGAAGAGAUGGAGAGGAUCCUUGGAUACCUUCUGAGGGAAGUAAAGAAAGCAGACAUUUCACUGCCAGAGAGAGACGUGAACCCAGUGGCUCCUUUGCCCAAGCAUGUCAUGGCUAUAAUGGAGCAGCUGCAGAGGCUAGAAGUGGAGUUAGGUGAAGUCACCAGGAAUAAAGAGAAGCUGCAGAGGAAUCUGCUGGAGCUGACAGAGUACACACACAUGCUGCGCAUCACCCGCAGUUUUGUACAAAGAACAGCGGAGCGAGAGCCACUACAAGUCCAGUAUGAGGAGUUUCCCUUCUUAGAAAAAGACACAAUGAUGGACUACAGCAGCAUGCAGAGGCUAGGAGCCAAACUGGGUUUUGUUUCUGGGCUUAUUAAGAGGACGAAGAUCGAAGCCUUUGAGCGGAUGCUUUGGAGAGUGUGUAAAGGCUACACCAUCCUCAGCUACGCUGAGAUUGAGGAGUAUUUGGAAGAUCCUGACACGGGUGAGCCGACCAAAAGUGUGGUGUUCCUGAUCUCUUACUGGGGAGACCAAAUAGGUCAGAAAGUGAAGAAGAUCUGUGACUGCUACCACUGUCACUUGUACCCCUAUCCCAGUAGCAAUGAGGAGAGGAAUGAUGUGGUGGAAGGACUAAGAACUCGCAUUCAAGACCUGCACACAGUACUUCAUAGAACAGAGGACUACCUGAAACAGGUCUUGAUUAAGGCCUCAGAAUCCGUCUACACCUGGGUCAUCCAGGUCAAAAAGAUGAAGGCCAUCUAUUAUAUUCUGAACCUGUGUAGUUUUGAUGUCACCAACAAGUGUCUGAUCGCUGAGGUGUGGUGUCCUGUCAAUGACAUCCCCACGCUGCGGAGGGCCCUAGAGGAAGGAUCGAGAAAAAGCGGAGCGACAGUCCCCUCCUUUGUUAACCGUAUUCCCACCAACGACACUCCCCCCACCCUGAUAAGGACCAACAAAUUUACCUCUGGUUUCCAAAACAUUGUAGAUGCCUAUGGAGUGGGCAGUUACAGAGAGGUUAAUCCUGCUCCUUUCACAAUCAUCACUUUCCCAUUUCUGUUUGCUGUAAUGUUUGGGGACCUGGGUCAUGGAGCUAUCAUGGCUCUGUUUGCUCUCUGGAUGGUGUUGUACGAGAACAACCGCAAACUUAAAAACACCAGGAAUGAGAUCUGGAACACAUUCUUUGAGGGGCGUUAUAUCAUCCUGAUGAUGGGCCUGUUCUCCAUCUAUACUGGCCUGAUAUACAAUGACUGUUUCUCAAAGUCCCUUAACAUCUUUGGUUCUGGCUGGAAUGUGAAGGCCAUGUUCACGGAGAAGCAGUGGCAGGAAAAUGAUUUGCAUGGGACUGGUUUUCUCACUCUGGAUCCAAAUGUCACGGGAGUUUUCAACGGACCGUACCCUCUGGGAAUUGACCCGAUUUGGAACUUAGCAACCAACCGCCUUACAUUUCUGAACUCCUAUAAGAUGAAGAUGUCGGUGAUAUUGGGCAUCAUACACAUGAGCUUUGGGGUCAUCCUUAGCACUUAUAAUCAUUUGCACUUUAGAAAGAAGUACAACCUGUACUUGGUUUUCCUCCCUGAGCUCCUGUUCCUGCUGUGUCUCUUUGGCUACCUGGUGUUCAUGAUAUUCUACAAGUGGCUGGCCUUCAGUGCGAAGGACUCGAGACACGCUCCGAGCAUCCUUAUCCACUUCAUAAACAUGUUCCUUAUACAGGGCGACCCAGUGGAGCCCCUUUUCUCAGGACAGAAUGGCCUGCAGGUGUUUCUGGUGGUCAUUGCUGUUCUCUCAGUGCCUGUCUUACUCCUGGGGAAACCUCUCUACCUUUAUUGGCUUCACAAUGGAAGCCACCGCCUAGGAAUGUACAGGGGAUACGAGCGUGUGCGGCGCAACAGUGAAGAGGAGCUCUACCUGAUGAGGGCUCAUGACAUGGAGGAGGGCAGCAGUCACAGUGAUCUCUCUAGUAGUGGAGAGCACCAGACAGAGGAGUUUGACUUUGCAGAUGAAUUAUUGCAUCAGGCCAUCCACACUAUAGAGUAUUGCCUGGGUUGCAUCUCCAACACAGCCUCCUACCUAAGGCUCUGGGCUCUGAGCUUGGCACAUGCCCAGCUGUCAGAGGUGCUGUGGACUAUGGUGAUGCGAGUAGGACUACGCAUGGACACCACUCUCGGGGUUUUAUUCCUGGUGCCUGUGUUUGGCCUGUUUGCUGUUCUCACUGUGUCCAUCCUUCUGAUAAUGGAGGGUCUGUCUGCAUUCCUUCAUGCCCUCCGGCUGCACUGGGUGGAGUUUCAGAAUAAAUUCUACAGUGGGAGUGGAGUCAAGUUUUGCCCUUUUUCCUUCUCUCUCCUGCCCUCCAGUUUUGAGCAUGAUGGCUUACUGUGAAGGGAUGAGCUGGUAACACUGAGGUGGUAAGCAGAGCCAAAAGAAGCCAGCAGGGUCUGUACUCCAGAGAAAACAUGAGGGGAUUUAGAUUUAUUUAGUCAUCUUUUUAAAAAAUUAUGUUAAGAAAUUCUUUGUUCAGCAUCACAAACUUUAAACUGAAACACACUGCAGAACACGUUUGUUAGGUUGAAGUGUGAGGCUCAAAUAUAAAAUGUUACUCAUAUACUUAAACCUUUUAUUUACUACUGUGGCAUUAUUGUUGUUGAUGUCACAUGUAUGGAAAACCAAAUCCACCAAACUUAAAUUAAAUAAGUAAAACAAUAGUAUUAUAAGAAUAGUAUGAGAUAACAGUAAAAAAACAAAUGAAUGGCUCAUUGAAUAGAUUAAAGAUAAAAAAAUAAUAAUAAUAAAAUAACAUCCAACUUUUCUUGUAAUAUCUUCUAUU